AGAUGGCGCUCUCACUGUGCGCAGUCUAACAGAGCUCAUCCAAUUCAUUAGUCCGUGGCUGGCGUAAUGAGGGGACUGCGGCUUAUGGAAAAGAGUGUGGCUGGAACUCUACAUACAAUAUGGUUUAACUCACCUCGCCUUCACGUAGGAAAGUCACUUAGUUAAUAACCCUAAUCUUACAGUGAUUUACUGUGCGUAGCUGCCAAAUGUUGGAUGCACGGACACGGAUGGUAAUGUUUUAAAUAAAAGCAUCACGUUGACGAGGGACCGAUCGAGUGCGCUGUGUCUUCACUUCAAGGGACCGCACCACAAGCAACCUAAUGGACGAGAGGCAAGCAAGGAAAACACGAUUGUUUAGGUCGGCUGAAAGACAAGUGAAUGACUGCGGUAAAUUCCAAACAGAGACGAGCGGAAAUGUUUUCCGACAUCUGUUUCUUAAUCGGAUGCAUCUGAUGCAAGAGAAAAAGGGAUAGAAAAACAGAGUGGCGCGGUUCACUGAGAAUCAAGGAGAAAAUGCUGCAUUUAUCUCUGCUGUUUUUUCUGUAGCCGGACAGAUUCCUUUUUUCUAAUUCAAAUUUCUUCUCACCGCAUUGCAUCUCAAGCCUUAUGAGGAAAAUGACCGCGUCUGUGUUGGUGGCAGUCAUGUCCUCCGCUUUCUUCAACCCGAGCUUUGCCUUCAGUUCACAUUUUGACUCAGGUGGCGCCCCCCUGAGUGAGCUCUCGUGGCCGUCCUCUCUGGCCGUGGUGGCCGUCUCCUUCUCCGGCCUCUUCACCUUCGUCUUCCUCAUGCUGGCCUGCCUGUGCUGUAAGAAGGGGGACAUCAACUUCAAGGAGUUUGAGAACCCAGAUGGGGAGGAGUCUCGGGCCGACGCGCUGGCCUCCCCCGGCUCCCAGACCGAGGUGUACAUCCUGCCGCUGACCGAGGUCUCGCUCCCCGUGUCCAAGCAGCCUGGACGAUCAAUUCAAUUUCUGAAAUCAUCGGACCUUGGACGUCACAGUCUCCUGUAUCUGAAGGAGAUUGGUCAUGGCUGGUUUGGCAAGGUCCUGCUGGGUGAGGUGAAUGCUGGACUCAGUACUACCCAGGUGGUAGUGAAGGAGCUCAAGGCCAGUGCCAGUGUGCAGGACCAGAUGCAGUUCCUGGAGGAAGCCCAGCCUUACCGCACCCUGCAGCAUCCUGCUCUGCUGCAGUGCCUAGCUCAGUGCUCAGAGGUCACUCCUUACCUGCUGGUUAUGGAGUUCUGUCCCCUGGGGGAUGUGAAGGGGUACUUACGCAGCUGUCGGGCGUCGGACACUGUGACCCCUGACCCGUUGAUCCUCCAGCGGAUGGCGUGCGAGAUUGCUUCUGGCCUUCUGCACCUUCACAAACAUAACUUCAUUCACAGUGACCUGGCACUCAGGAACUGUUUGCUCACGUCUGAGAUGACGGUGAAGAUUGGGGACUAUGGCCUCUCUCACAGUCGCUACAGGGAUGACUACUUUGUGACAGCAGAUCAGAUUUGGGUGCCUCUGCGCUGGAUAGCUCCCGAGCUUAUCGACGAAGUCCAUGGGAACCUGCUGGUGGUGGACCAAACCAAAGCAAGCAAUGUAUGGUCCUUGGGGGUGACCAUCUGGGAGCUGUUUGAGCUGGCCAAUCAGCCAUACCGACACUACUCUGACCGGCAGGUGCUCACCUACGCCAUCAAAGAGCAGCAACUCAAGCUGCCCAAGCCUCUCCUCAAGGUGCCCCUGUCCGAGCGCUGGUACGAGGUGAUGCAGUUCUGCUGGCUCCAGCCAGAGCAGAGGCCGGUGGCCGAGGAGGUGCACCUGCUGCUGAGCUACCUGUGCGCCAAGGGCAUGAGCGAGGCCGAGGAGGACUUCGAGAAGCGCUGGAACUCCCUGCGGCCCGGCAUGGGCGGCCUGGGCGGCGGCAGCUGUGGCGGUGAAGUCGACGGUGCCGUUGAGGGCGGCUCGCCCGGAGCCUCGGCCGCGGAGAUGGCCGCCUCCUCGGUGUCUUCCUCCUUCCCCCUGCUGGAGCACUUCUCCGGAGCCGAUGGCUUCCACACGGCCGAGGCCGGGGACGACAUCCUGACCGUCACCGAGACUAGCCACGGGCUGAACUUUGAGUACAAGUGGCAGCAGGCCCGAGCCGAGCAGCCCUACUGCUCCUCGUCCACCACGGGCACGCUAGGCCAGAGCAACCCCCACUAUGAGGACAUCUACUACCCCCUGGAGAACGUUGCGGCGGCAGCGGGCGGCAAAGGAGAGGGCCUGGCCCUGGGGGUGUCCCCCUCGUACUAUGAGUCGGACCACUUAGGGGUGGUGCCCGUGCUAAGCGCCCACAGCCCGUCGGUCAGCAGCGAGUACUACAUCCGCAUCGAGGAGCCGGUGGAAUGCAACAUCCGCCUGGAGGACACCAACCUGGACUACAGCCCCGGGCUGGAUGCCAGCCAAAGCAGCGCCUUUUCCGCGGGGGGCAGGGAGCGUCCGGCGGUGGCCGACCCCGAGCCCAAUACCUACUGGUCAGCGGCCGAGGGCCGCCGCAAAACGAGUGCCUACGAUUCCGACGACGCCAGCCCGGACAUCUCCCUCUGCAUGGAGCCGCUCCCGAGGCGUGUGUCCGAGGGCGCCAGCUCCGCUGACCAUGAGAGGCCCAGGCAGUACUUCUCCCCGAGCGAGAGGGGGGGCACCGCAUUUCACUGUGACCAGCCACUAUCUCCGGACGAUCAGGACGCCCGGCACAGGAGGGAGCGCUACAUGGAUGAACAGGAGGGACGCUGGAGCCCCCUGAGCAGCAGGGGUCAGCGGCUCACGGGCCUGGACACCCCCAUGGGCAUCUCCCUGUCUCUCAGCAGUCCCAGCCUCGGUUGCUGUGACCCUUACCUAGAGGCCAACCAGGCCUCCAGCGCAGAGAGGAGUGCAGCUACUGAGGGCUAUUAUGAUAUGACGGGGACACUGCAGAAGAGCCUGCCCAGGCCCCACUACAUCAGUAUCAAUGUCGAGGUGGGAGAUGGCCUGCACGUAGGGUCUGCCGCUUCUGAACAAGAGGAGGAUGAUGACCUCUUCACUGAGGCUGAGGCCACAAACUGGACUUCAAACCAGUCAGCUAAUAACAAUAGUUUAAACUUUGAUAGCAGACCAGCUGCUGGUUUUCAAGACAUCUACCUGGACCUGCACCACACCACACCUUCUUCCAGCAUCAAUGCCUCAAAGUCUGAAAAAGUAGCGGUCAAAGAUAAUUCUGGUACCUCCAAGCCUGUGUCCUACCUGGAAGCGAUAGGAAGCGAUAGCUCAUCCACCAGCACGAUUCUGACCACAGAUUUAUCUGGUGAAUGCGAAACAUAUAUUCAUUUGUGCCAUAAGGGUGGACAGGAGACAGCGUCACCUGUUACACUCCACCCAUCUAUAGACAAUUCCCAACUAACUGAGCCAGUUUCACAUUCUGGAGAGACAAUUGCAGUGUGUAAAAAAGCCUCAGAGAAAAUCCCAAACCUCUCUGUGGAGGAGAGUAGGCCUCAUAGUGGAGGAAGAGCCCAAAACCAUUCCACCAACUCCACCAAGCCUCAGACAGAAGUGUUCCGACCCCCUUCUAAUUUCACAGACAUUAACCCAACCCAAGCGAAUCACUCAGAGACAGGCAAUGUGUGGGGUCUUAAUACCUGUAACACGCGCCUCUCUACACCCAGUAUUAACAUUCUCUCCGGCAAGAAGGUGUCCCAUGCGGAGGUCCUAUCCGAGUGCAUAUCCAUCUCCGAGGGCAGUGGACUGGGCGACAGCGGGGUCAACAUGGGCUGCUCCAGCAUUAGCCUGAUAGACAUAUACGACUGUAGCGACGACGACACCGCAGAUGUCACCUCGGGGGUGCUUGCGGACUCGCCCUUGGACUACGCCGAGGUCGGCGACGUCAGCCUGGCCCACAGACCCCUGCUGAGGCCGGUGAAAGCGCCCCACGUCGAGGAGGCCAUCAACCUGGCCUCCAGCAGCAGCCCCUGCGAGAGCUUCAGCCUGGACGUCUACCACACGUCCGUCCAGCCCAAGUCGCUGGACAGCGGCUACGACACGGAGAACAACGAAUCGCCCGAGUUCAUCCUGAAGGAUCUGGAGGGAAAACCCAUCCUCAGCGUGAGCCUGGAAUCCGACGAGCCCGACUUGGUCCUCCAGCUCGACUUGGAUGAGAGCAUCGAGGGAGUCCUCUUGACCCCGUCAAGCAACACCGACGAGCCGCAGCUCGGCCGCCUGAAUGAGAGGAACCCUUACCGGGACUCGGCCUACUUCUCCGACUACGACGCGGAAAAUGACAGGAGCCCCAGUGACGGGGUCAGCAGUUUCUUCGGCGGCCGCGGCGACGACGGGGACGAUAUUGUCAGGCUCCGCGCGGAGAAGGGGGAAAGGGUCCCGGAGAGUGAGAGGCGCGAGGGCUACUGUUUUGCAUCUCUGAAGGACAGCCGAGUCGUCUCCCACUCCCCUUCGUUCUCUGACAGGGAGUUUGAUCCCAGCUCCUCGUCUUCUCCCUUCGCCGCCUCCCCCGCGCUGAACGUGCUGUCGCCCUUCCCUCCGCAGAUGGGGGGAUGCCUGACAAAGGAGUCGGCGCCCGACGACGGGAUAGGACUGGAGACGGAGCACUCGGUCGACGAGGCGUCGUCGGACUGCUGCUUGUCCAGCCCGAUGGAGGGCUCGUCCGGUUCACAGGACACCGUGGCGGCGGCGGCGACGCUUGCAGACAAAGGCAGUGGCGAUUACUCGCCGGUGGUGUCGCUGGACUCCAACUCCACCCUGGCGGACUUGAGCGAAGAGACCCUCCAAGACACGGUGGACAGAGAGGAGCACAGAGACGACAGAGAGGACAACAACCCCGACUUGCAGCUGGACGUGAAGAAGAUCGGCGAGGGGGACGACACCGAUGGGGACGACACGCCGAGCAACGGAGACGGCGCGUACGACACGGUGCUGAUGGCCGAGCUGGCCUCGCCCGACCUGGGCCUGGACGGGGACCUGCGCGCCCCGCUGGGGGACGGCGAGGACGCCGACGAGGAGGACUCGGACGACAGCGAGUCGGACGAGGAGCUGCGCAGCUACAACAUCCAGGAGGAGCCGAGCGACGAGAGCGACGAGGACUUCACCGCCGUGCCGGUGGUGGUGAGCGAGCGCAGCAGUGCGCGGCACCUCCGCAGCCUCCUCAAGAUGCCCACGCUGCUCACGCAGUCCUUCUGCGACGAGCUGGAGCGCAAGAAGAAAGCCGUCUCCUUCUUUGAUGACGUCACCGUAUUCCUUUUUGACCAGGAGAGCCCAACAGGGGACUUGGCAGACUACAGCUUUCCACCAGGAGCAGAGGCCAAUUGCCAUCCCUCAGAAGUGCAGACCUCCAACCCAUCAGACGGCAACAACGCUGAAAACUCAGAUGAAAACGCAGAAGAAGGGGGCUGUUUUGAAUGGGAGGAGGAGGACUUUCCUCUGAUGCCCAGCCCUACCUCAGCAGAGCCUGCUCCAGACGCCAUGGUGUUUCCCCCGAGCCCUCCCUCAAAGGUGGCCGAGGAGAAGCCCGCCCCACAACUGUCACGCUUCAGCGUCUCCCGCUUCUCCAUCACACACGUGUCGGACUCCGAUGUGGACUCAGUGGGAGGUUGCAGUGAGGAUGGAGAACGUGAGUGAGAUGGCCUGUUGUGGUGCGAGGCCGUGUUGACCUACUCUGGGUGUUUUGUUUUUUUUCUACACAUGGGGGUCAGUUGAAACCUGAUAAUCCAAUUACUGACAGUGCCUCAUACUAGUAGAGAAAUGCCAUUUGUGACCCCUAUCCACCAACCCUGACAGGUGGAGAUAGCACUGAGAUAGUGUAAUAAAGACAGCAGUUAAUUCAAACUAUAAGUCUAUGUGUAAGAGAUCAAAAAUGUAUCACUUAUUUAUUCAUUAAGUAUGACAUGUAUGUGGAAUAUUACAUCUUUGCACAACUGACAUGGCAACAUUGACAUCCAUUGACAGGUCAACAGGUAUUUUUUUAUUACAUAUACAGUAUAUGGUAGAAACAAAUUGACAAAUGUUUGCGUUGCAUUGCUGCUCCUCAUUGGCUGCCUGUCGAGUACUCACCCCUCUCAUUGGCCAGACCUUCCAGAGAGGACUGUCAUCAUUGCCCCUCGGUCAUUUCAUUUUUGCACUGCUUGAGCCAAACAGUGAAGUCCUGCGACGAAACUACAGCUAGCUGCUGUGGAGAUCCAAAGACGACAACUCACCACUUCCAAGCACUGAGCUGAUCAAUUUGGGUGGUGGAGCAGACAACAUAUCCUAGGAACGACACACUUCCGACGCCGAUCACAAACAGUCCUAUCACUUACUAACACCUGGGGUAUUUGGGGUGGACGAGGGCCAGUGUCAUCACUAUUUAACCAGAACGUUUUAGUUCAGGGGAGAAACUGAGUCAGAAGAUUUUAUGUGUUUAAGAACAUGUCUAUUUUUUUCAUGUCGUGCAUCAUGUAAAAUUCCCACACUGCUGCUGGAAAGUACUGUUAAGAACAAGCCCCCUUCCCCCCCCUGUGUGCUGCUAUCCAUCUCAAAGUAAAGAGGCAAACAAAAAAGUCUGCACUUUCAGUGUUACAAGAAUCAAGUGCUAGUUUAUAUGAGGGUUACUUGUGUCAUGUCUUUUAGCUAUUAAGUGUUCUAAAUAAACACAUGCAUACA
This is a messenger RNA of Alosa alosa (allis shad), 6645 nucleotides long. RefSeq names its product apoptosis-associated tyrosine kinase a (gene lmtka). The coding region runs from base 607 to 5625 and encodes 1672 amino acids. Gene Ontology annotation, biological process: peptidyl-tyrosine autophosphorylation; brain development. Gene Ontology annotation, molecular function: ATP binding; protein tyrosine kinase activity. The transcript is spliced from 14 exons. NCBI's taxonomy places the organism in Eukaryota, Metazoa, Chordata, Actinopteri, Clupeiformes, Clupeidae. The record is from RefSeq and is a predicted model, not a curated record.